Acinonyx jubatus (cheetah) is the source of this 667-nucleotide messenger RNA. RefSeq names its product teratocarcinoma-derived growth factor 1 (gene CRIPTO). The coding region runs from base 1 to 558 and encodes 185 amino acids. The transcript has 6 exons. Lineage: Eukaryota; Metazoa; Chordata; Mammalia; Carnivora; Felidae. The record is from RefSeq and is a predicted model, not a curated record.
AUGGAGCGCCUCUCUUGCAGUGUGAUUUUGAUCGUGGCCAUUUCCAAAGCGUUUGAACCGGAAUUCGCCGCCGCAGCCGGGUUGGGCCACCCCCGUGAACUUGCACGUCCCCCUCAGGGAGACCCCGCCUGGAGAGAUAACGGCCUUCGGUCCCUGGAGGAGCCUGCAAUUCGCCAUCGAUCUUUGCAGUUGGUGCCGUCCCUAGGAAUCCAGGACAGUAAGGAGCUGAACAGAACCUGCUGUCUGAACGGGGGAACCUGCAUGCUGGGGUCCUUCUGUGCCUGCCCCCCCUCCUUCUAUGGCCGGAACUGUGAGCACGAUUCACGAAAAGAGAACUGUGAGUCUGUACCCCAUGGCGCCUGGCUGCCCAGGCGAUGUUCCAUUUGUAAGUGCUGGCACGGCCGGCUUCACUGCUUUCCUCAGACAUUUCUACCCGGGUGUGAUGGCCACGUGAUGGAUGAGCACUUCCUGGUUUCCAGGACUCCAGAAUUAGCACCGUCUUCAGGCAUCACUUUCUCUCUAGCUGUCAUCUGCCUUGCUAUACAAAGUUACUGUUAACAGACACCAGCAUAUGGGGUAUUUCCAUGCAAACCCCAUAACCUGUAAAGGCCGUCACCCUAAUGUCCUAACUGGAAGAUGAUCAUUUGUUAGUUGCCUUGAAACAGCG